AUGAGACUGUCACCUCUCCCUUCUCAGCAAUCUCGCCCGGUAUCUCCGUCAUUAAGUCCUCGCAAGCGCUCUAUACACGAGGUUGACGACGGGGCGGUGUCAUCCCCUAACCCCAAGCGGGCAUUGACAGAUUACGCCAACGAAAACCAGGAGAAUCGGGACCCUGCAUUGUCAAUUCCUACCAAAGAUACUUCAAUACCCGAAAAACAAAUCCUUGUUCUGCCGCCACCUCCAUCUGUCGAAGUAAUCGUCAAACGGAGUGACCUAACAAUGCCGUCGGAAUCUGAUCGAAAUUCCCCUGUCCGCGUACCUUCCAGCGAGACGGAUCACUUAAACCACCAACAGCCAGGGUCACCAACAAAAUCUGAUUUAGACUCUGCCCCUGCUGCGAAAAAGCGCAAACUGUCCCCUGCUAGCAAAGACGCCAAGCAGCAGGAGAAAGAGGCUCGCGAACACCAGAAACUAGAAGAAAAGGCGAAGAAGGACGAAGAGAAAGCCCGAAAGGAAGAAGAAAAGCGCCUUAGGGUGGAGGAGAAGAAAAAGAGGGAUACAGAGCGGGAAGAAGAAAAGCGCGUGAAAGAAGAGGAAAGAAAGAAGCGCGAAGCUGAGCGUGAGGAAGAAAAGAGACUGCGAGAUGAGAAAAAGAAGGCGAAGGAUGAGGAAAAGGCCGCGAAAGAGGCCGCCAAAGAGGAGGAGAAGCGGCGAAGGGAAGAAGAGAAGCUAAAAAAGGAGAGGGCUCAACCCAAACUUAACUCCUUCUUCACAAAACCACCACUACCUUCCACUACGCCUCAAACAGGCAACGCUGCUUCUCCGAAAAAGCCAACACCUAGCGCUGAGCUUCAAACGAUAAACUUAUGCAACCCUCCCAAGUCCGAUUACGAGAAGACCUUUCCGGACUUCUUCCUCCAGUCUCACACCCAGCUCGCGCCCUCCAAUCGUUUCGAACGAGAUCCUGAAGCGCUCAAGCACGUUCGCCAGACGAUAGAUGCUUCUCUGGAUCCCAGCAACAGCACACCUUACCCACACCUGCCUUUCCGGCCCUCGGACAUUUUUCAUAUUAUUCCAUUUCGUCGGCGCUGCGGCCGGCCCACACAUUCAGUUAGAGAAAUAUUGUUGAGAAUGCAGAACGCCGGCGACGAUUCGGCGAUGGAGCUGGAGGGCAAUGCCCAGGCUAAAACCGCGGAGGAUGUGCACGACAUCCUUCGCCAAAUACCUAUGAAGUCCCUACGGUUUGGCGAGGACGUACGUCCUCCGUACCAGGGCACGUUCACACGUCCCGUGCCCGAGGCAUCUGCAAAGAAGCUUUCGCGGAAUCCCUACCACCGCGGCCUUCCUGAUAUCAAUUAUGACUACGAUUCCGAGGUGGAAUGGGAGGAGCCCGAGGAGGGCGAGGAUCUCGACUCCGAGGAGGAUGAAGAAGGUAGUGAUGACGGGGACGAUGACAUGGACGGUUUCCUGGACGAUGAGGAAGACACAUUGCUAGGCGGCAAGCGACGACUUCUCGUGGGUGAUCUCGAACCUGUUUCCAGUGGUAUUCGCUGGGCUGCGGACGGCGUGGACCCCGAGUGGAAGGCGUAUCAGAUUGAGACCAUUUCUGCUACCGUCAGGUUUCCUAUUAAUCCAUUCUCAGAUGCGUACUGGCAGAAGCCUAAGCCUGCUGAGCCAGUCUCGGUCAAGGCACGAGUUGGCCCCGCUGGGAAGAAGACACUGGACGCGUUCCGGAUCAACCCUGCCCCCGAUACGCCUGCGAUUGGCGCUGCUCCUCCAGCCGCAACCACCAAGGCCAAGCGGCCAUUCCCACCCGAGCACCUGGAGGAGUUCAAGCAGGUGGUUGAAGGAAGUGAUCUGAGUAAGAUUGGAGUCAUUGAGAUCCUGAAGAAGCGGUUCCCGAAAGUAUCCAAGGAUACACUCAAGGCUACACUGGAUCAAGUUGCAGUACGCGUGGGCCAGAAAGAGGUGGACAAAAAAUGGGUCUGCCGCUGA
Molecule: messenger RNA, 1986 nt
Organism: Penicillium canariense
Lineage: Eukaryota; Fungi; Ascomycota; Eurotiomycetes; Eurotiales; Aspergillaceae
Product: putative chromatin assembly factor 1 subunit A
Exons: 3
Coding region: 1-1986 (661 amino acids)
Biological process (GO): nucleosome assembly
Cellular component (GO): CAF-1 complex; nucleus
Source: RefSeq, a predicted model, not a curated record